This is a messenger RNA of Triticum turgidum subsp. durum (durum wheat), 3951 nucleotides long. Lineage: Eukaryota; Viridiplantae; Streptophyta; Magnoliopsida; Poales; Poaceae. The record is from the annotation of a GenBank genome assembly.
AUGACUAUUUUUGGAGAAAGUAAAAGUAAACAUGGUAACCUGCAUGGGUUUGGUGCUGAGCAAGUCAUAUUAGUUCGUGAUGAUGCUACCAAAAAACAAAUUAUUGAUCUUGUUGGUAAACAAGCUCUUGUUUUGACUAUUGUUGAAUGUAAGGGUCUUGAGUUUCAGGAUGUGCUGUUGUACAACUUCUUUGGUUCGUCGCCCUUAAGAAACAAAUGGAGAGUUCUCUACGGCUACAUGGAAGAUAAAGAUAUUAUAGCACACUCUGAGCAGAUCUCUCAUCCAGGUUUCGACAGAAGCAAGCAUUAUCUUCUCUGUUCAGAGCUGAAGCAACUCUAUGUUGCAAUCACACGCACUAGGCAAAGACUCUGGAUAUGUGAAAAUACAGAUGAUUACUGUCGACCAAUGUUUGACUACUGGAAGAAGUUGUGUAUUGUAGAAGUUAGAUCACUUGAUUCUACCCUCAUUCAGGCAAUGCAGACAGGGAGCAGCAGUGAUGAUUGGAGGCUACGGGGAACCAAGUUAUUCAAUGAGGGGCAAUUCGAAAUGGCUACUAUGUGUUUCGAAAAGGCCGGUGAUGCACACAGAGAGAAGUGGGCAAGAGCUGCUGGACUUGUAGCGACCGCUGACCGUGUCAUCUCAAAAAAUUUGGAGUUGGGCAAGGCUUCAUUGGAAACAGCAUCAGAGAUUUACGAGUCCAUAGGCAUGCAUGAGAAAGCUGCUACUUGCUAUAUCAAAUUAGGUGACUACAAAAAAGCAGAUAUGGUCUAUACGCAAAAAUGUGGUAUUUCUAGACUUGAGGAAGCUGGUGACUGUUUUGCUAGGGCUGAAUGCUGGUCAGAGGCAGCUGAAAUGUUUUUGAAAGCUAAAUGUUACGCCAAGUGUUUCUCCAUGUGCUCGAAAGGAAAACAAUUAUACAAUCUGGGCUUGCAGUUUCUGCAACAGUUAGAGGAACAUUCACUUGAGAAUUCAAAAUCCUUGGAGGUUUCUGCAAUUAGAACGAAGUAUCUGGAUAAUUGCGCUCAACAUUAUUUUGAGCGUGGUGACAUAAAGCAUAUGAUGCCCUUUGUUAAAGCUUUCAGCUCUAUGGAUCACGUACGGACGUUCCUAAAUUCUAGAAAUCUUGUUGACGAACUGUUGAGUUUAGAGAUGGAAAUGGGUAAUUUCCUAGAAGCUGCAGGAAUAGCAAAGCAUAAAGGAGAUGUCUUACUGGAGGUAGACAUACUCGAGAAGGCAGAUUUGUUUGAGGAUGCAACACGGCUUCUCCUCCUCCAUAUCAUUGUGGGUUCCUUGUGGUCUUCAAAUAGUAGAGGGUGGCCUCCCAAAAGAUAUGCAGAGAAGGCACAGUUUCUUGCAAAAGCCAAAGAGUUGGCAAAAAAGGUCUCUGAGUGCUUCUAUUGCUUUGUUUGCGUGGAAGCUGAUGCACUGUCAGAUGUGAAUAAGUCUCUUUCCAGUUUGAAUUGCACUUUGCUUGAGGGCAGAAAAUGUGCAAACUUGUUAGUUGAACUUGUUGCUUCCCAUUCGAUCCUUGAUGUUCAUCUGCAGUCUCGAGCCUCUGGAUACAAGAUAGAAUUAGGGCCAGGAUCUGAAGAUGAAAAUAGCUGUAAUGAUAUGCUGGCCUCUAACCAGAUGUCACCCCAAACUCUGUUUUAUGCCUGGAAUCACUGGAAGUCGAUCAUAAUCAAAGUACUAUCUCAUCUUUGCCACACCGAUGAUCCAGAAUUAAAUGGCUAUGCAGUUGUGUAUGAAGAUCUUUUUGCCAAGUACUUCGGAUUGAGAAAAGAUGGUGAAGGUGACAGAUAUGUGGUGCUGAACAUGAAUGCAAGUUGGCUUUCCAACGCUGGCAGGAAUUCUUUGCAGCAAGACGGCAACAGAUGUUUAUUGGGUGCCUCCGAGUGUCAUUCAUGUGCUCAGUGUUUCUGGAUGAAUGAGCUGUCUUCUGUUGGUUUCAGUGUACUUAAGAAGUUGGAGUCAAUUGUUCAAAUUUCUCCAAAGCCGGCAUCUUGGUAUACCCUGGUGAGAACUGUCCUUAUCAUACAUGAGAUAGCAAAGUUUUUGGAAGAACCACAGUUCAGCAUGCCAAAAGGUUCCAUGAAGUUAAGAAGCUUUUUUGUUCUCUGUGGGCGUCGAUUCUUUGAGCUAGUUUUUCUUGUGUGGAGAGAUGGGACAAAGGGGAGCCUCUCGCAUGUACUUGACUCACCAGCUGCAUAUGGAUUGAUUGCUGAUUCUCUUAGUGCAAAUCUUCGCCCAGCAAAUAAAAAAUUGACUUAUGGGCAUCUUGGGAGAACAACCAUGCUUCUGCUUCAUGCAGCACAAUUGGAUGAAGCGCUGCUUUCAAGACUAUUACAGUACCUGGGCAAUAAUUCUGAGUGGGCAGGGUUUUUCCGAUAUUUCAAGAGAUUUCUUGACAGUGGUCGUGAUAGAUCCUCCUUGAUCUUCAACUUUAAGCUUGCUCUUGAGUUUACCUUAAGUGUAAAGUGGAAGGAUGAACUAGACUACAUAUCCCCAGGAUGCUAUGUGGGUCUUAUGGAGUGCCUUGGUUUCUUGGCUUCAUCAUGCUUAUUAGUACAGAAUGAUUUUAUGUGCUGCACGAAAUCUCUGUUGGUCAAUAUGCUGGAGUGCCGUACCAGCAAGGCUUUCAUUGACACCUGCCAGGUAUCUAAGUCAAGCCCAGAUUCUGAUCUUCAUGGUUUGGCACACUUAUCAGGCCGUUUCAUAUACGAGACAAUUAUUACUAUCUUGACGACCAAGCAUAUGCUCCAGGAAUGGGUACAUAAGACUUCAUGUCCUUCCAGUACUUCAUACAGAGCAGUCCUCCUGAGAUUAGUUGUUACACUUUAUCCUCUGAUCCUUACUCUUUCUCUGGGGAAGUGCUAUGAGGUCACACGUAACCUUGUGAGGAAUGAAGUCUUCAAGGAUUUACCUUUGGAGUUCUCUAAGAAGAUUCAAGAUGCUUUGAAAAUGAGGUCUCACACACCGAGCAACUUCAUAAGAGUGCUUGCUGAUGCACUUGCCUCAAUCGGAGAUCAUAUGGUAGUUAUUGGCUCACCCAAAAUCCCAGUAAUAUGUCGAAACUUGAAUGCCUAUAUGAUAAGCAAGGAGGAUUUGCAUGAUGUUCCGAAGAUAAUGGCUCUUCUGCGUCUUGAAGAACCAAGUUGUGUGAAGCAAGAGACUCCAUUGCCAGAAAAAUCUGAUGGCAGCAAGCGUCCUGAAGAACCAAGUUCUGUAAAGCAAGAGACUCCAUUGCCAGAAAAUUCUAAUGGUAGCAAGUUCAAAAAUGUUAUUUCUGGAAACAUUCCUGUGAAUGUAGAGUUAGUAAAGAUAGGAAUCAGUUCGAAAAAGAAAAAAUCAACUGAUGUCCUUGUGCCUGUAGAGGUAUUAAAGGUAGAGGGUUCGAGAAAGACAGAUUCAACUGGUAUCUUUGACACUCUCUGGAAGAAGCUUGAUACUUUUCUACGCGAUGAGGAAGGCCAGAAAGAUGCAAGGGUUGUCAUUCAAUUUCUUAGAGAUGCCCUUCCAUGGCUGGAAACAGGCGUUCUAGCAUUGGUUGAUAAAGAGCUUGAUGAACACUAUCUGGAAGAGAUCAAGCACAUCUGCAGUGAGUUCGAAAAACUUCCUGAUAGGACGGACAAAAAAGCUGUGGAUGAUCUAUACUCGAAGUGGGAAGGUGCUGGGAAGACACUGCAGCAGGUCAUCCGCCUUGUGAUUGGUUCAGGGUCAUGCACGGAUGGUUGUUGCCAAUGCCAGGAUGAGAGGCGCGAGGGGAAAGACCCCAGGCUCUGCCUCCUGAAGUUGCCCACAGACUGCGUAUUCAAAGCUUGCCCAGAUGACGAGCGGGCUGGCACGGGAGAAGCUGCCUCGACUUCAACAAAGGCGGCGGCGCAGAAGCAGAAGAGCAAGAAGAAAUCCAAGAGGACGAAGAAGCCCGACAAGGGGCGUGGCAAGAAGUGA